This is a messenger RNA of Thunnus maccoyii (southern bluefin tuna), 497 nucleotides long. RefSeq names its product phospholipase A2 inhibitor and Ly6/PLAUR domain-containing protein-like. NCBI's taxonomy places the organism in Eukaryota, Metazoa, Chordata, Actinopteri, Scombriformes, Scombridae. The coding region runs from base 27 to 497 and encodes 156 amino acids. The record is from RefSeq and is a predicted model, not a curated record. The transcript has 5 exons.
CACUAACAUGUUCCUCCUCAGAGACGAUGUGUAUAACAGCUUCCAUUCAAGUCAGUUCAUCUGGAACUCAGACACAGCAAGUCUUAAAAGCGUGUGCAUCAUCCUCCCUGUGUCCAACCACAGGCUCUCAAACAUAUUCAACCAGCCUGGGUAGUUUGAGUGCAGUUGCAUCUGUCCAGUGCUGCAACACAGAUAACUGCAACUCAGAAACUCUACCUUUCCCAAAUGAUAUGGCGAAUAACAGCCUACAGUGUUUCUCUUGUGACCCCAUCACUGGUCAAUGCAACUCUCAAUUACAAUGCAGAGGAGAAGAGGACCGCUGCUUUCAAGCAAGUUUGACGAGUGGAAACAGCACUUUUUCAGCGUUUGGCUGUGCAUCUACAAACAUGUGUGUAGCUGCUGCCAGCCUGGGUAAUCUACCUUUCCUGCAAAGUGCUGUGGUGGAUUGUCCUAGUGCUCUAGUUCAUGUGUGGAAGAUUAGGAUGUGUCUGUUUUAA